Molecule: messenger RNA, 1356 nt
Organism: Glycine soja
Lineage: Eukaryota; Viridiplantae; Streptophyta; Magnoliopsida; Fabales; Fabaceae
Product: heat stress transcription factor C-1-like
Exons: 2
Coding region: 164-1123 (319 amino acids)
Biological process (GO): regulation of transcription by RNA polymerase II
Cellular component (GO): nucleus
Molecular function (GO): DNA-binding transcription factor activity; RNA polymerase II cis-regulatory region sequence-specific DNA binding
Source: RefSeq, a predicted model, not a curated record
AAAAAAUUUAACCUCACCCUCUUUACCCACACCCUCUCUCUCUCUCUCUCUGUCACGCACAGAGAAAAACUCAGACACCCACGUUCACACUUCGCACACACCAUCUCUCACUGUUCUUUCUUCUUCCUCUUUUUCUUUUUUUUUUUUCUUUUCUCUUAAUGGAAUGAUGGAACACAACAUCAUCGUCAACAACAACGUGAUCGCACCGUUUGUCAUAAAAACCUACAAUAUGGUGAACGAUCCCACCACCGAUAAACUCAUCACGUGGGGCCCAGCCAACAACAGCUUCAUCGUCCUCGAUCCCCUCGACUUCUCCCACUCCCUCCUCCCUACUUUCUUCAAGCACAACAACUUCUCCAGCUUCGUUCGCCAACUCAACACCUAUGGUUUCAGAAAGGUGGAUCCGGAUCGGUGGGAGUUCGCGAACGAGUGGUUCCUGCGAGGACAAAAGCACUUAUUGAGGAACAUCGUGCGGAAGAAGCACGGUGGAGCUGGGAGGACCAAUUCCAAUUCGCAUUAUUCGCAUCCCUUGAAGCUGGAGGAGUUGGACGACGAGGCUAUGGUGAUGGAGAUAGCGAGGUUGAAGGAGGAGCAAAAAGCGUUGGAGGAAGAGCUUCAUGAAAUGAACAAGAGGUUAGAGACAACAGAAAAACGACCACAACAAAUGAUGGCUUUUCUGUGUAAGGUUGUCGAGGACCCGCAGAUUCUUUCUCGGAUUCUCCGAGAAAGAGAAAAGAAACACCUGGGAGAGAAAAAGCGACGCCUCAUUCCGCCUCCGCCGCCGACGGCAGCGACGUCGUCGUCGUCGUCCUCCGGCAUCAAGACAGAGUUCGAAGAAGACGAAGGUAAUUAUAAUAUCAAGUCUUCGUCGCCGGAGACAGGGUUGGAAAUCGACAACAAUAGUAACAAUAUUUGUUCGCCGCCGCCGCUGGGGUGUUGGGGUGAACAGGGUUGUUAUGGGUACAAUUGCGCCUCCGUGCCGGCACCUUUGACGGUGGUAGCGCCGGCGUUUCCGACGAUGGGAGGAGGGUAUUUGAGGCGUGGGGGGUUUUGGGGGGAAAUGGCGGCGGAGGGGAAUGCGGUGCCGCCUUAUCCGUUUUCGUUGUUGGAAGGGGGCUUUUAGAUUUAGUUUUAGGUUAUGAAAUGAAUGAAUUAUUACUGCCACAAAAUUUCAUCUUGGAUUUUCUGUCGUAUUGAAAGUUCUAUCCUUUUUUGUGCGUUGAUUCUGUGUAAAGAAAAAAGGUUGGGAAAAAGAGUAAAAAGGUAGUGGGAAAAUUGUUAGAUAUUUAUAGUUGUGUUCGGUUUCAGGUUUUUUUUUUCAUAAAUAUUGUUUUUAAAUAAAUGCUUUGCGGAUGG